Ictalurus punctatus (channel catfish) is the source of this 1056-nucleotide messenger RNA. RefSeq names its product mitochondrial ribosomal protein L10 (gene mrpl10). Gene Ontology annotation, cellular component: mitochondrial large ribosomal subunit. Bases 217 to 879 code for a protein of 220 amino acids. Gene Ontology annotation, molecular function: structural constituent of ribosome. The record is from RefSeq and is a predicted model, not a curated record. Lineage: Eukaryota; Metazoa; Chordata; Actinopteri; Siluriformes; Ictaluridae. The transcript has 5 exons. Gene Ontology annotation, biological process: translation.
AAUUCGUAGUCAAUACAUACUUUUUAACUGUAUGUUAGUUUAAAAAAGAAAAAAAAAGAAGAAAGAAAGUAAAGUCGAGUAGCUCCGUGUAAAUGGAUUUCUGCACCAGCGGUGGAGUGUACUGUAUAUGGGGACCGAAUACACAGCACAGGAUGUCUGCCUUUGGUUAAGAGUGUGCGUCAUGGCUCCAAGGCCGUAACCCGUCACAGAAAGCCCAUGCACAUUCUGAAGCAGAAGCUAAUGGCUGUUACAGAAUACAUUCCACCUAAACCCGCUGCUCCUCCUGGAGCUUUCACACCACGCAUGCAGAAGACUAAAGAGGAAAGUGGCCUGGAGAGGCUGUUAAAGAGAGACCUGGAGUCUGUCUUUAGUGAGAGUAAGAUGAUUGCUGUGCUCCAAAACAAUGCCACCAAUGCUGAGGACAUGUUGCUGCUGAAGCACAGGCUUAGAAAACAUGACAUCACCAUAAAAUUUUUCCCCAACCAGGUAAUGAGAUCCUUUCUUCCCAGCAGUCCAUAUAGCAACAUGCAGCCUUUGUUCAUUGGACAAACUGUGUUGUUUGUCAGCAAAGAACCAAAAGUGAAGGAAAUGUUACAAGUGUUAAGGAGUAGUCCUCAGAUGUUACUCUUAGGUGCUUGUAUUGAGAACACACUACUCUCACGAGAAGGAAUUCUUAACUACUCCAAGCUUCCGACCAUGCAUACGGUCCAUGGUGAGCUGGUUGGAGGCUUGACCUUGAUGACUUCACACACUGUUUCAAUGCUGCAUCGGCACCCUGCGUACCUCUCAGCUCUCCUCCAGCAGUACAUUAAACAGCAGCAGCCUGCAGACAGUGCCGAGCUCGAGGCAGCACCUAAAACUGAGGAAUCAGCAGCCUGAAUUGAAUUAUUUGUUAUCUGAGAGGCUGAAGAAAUUUCACAUCCAUAAUCAUGAACUCUGUGUGGACUCUGAGAACGAACAUUAAUACUGUGUUAACAUACAUAUGUCAUGUAUUUAUGGACUGAUCAGUGGAAUACUCAACAUAAAGAGAUAAUUAAAAUGUCAGAUUUAUCAACA